AUGGCAUCCCGUUUUACGUCCUUGCUCGCGUUCGGUUGUUUGCUGCUGGCGGCGACUGUUCAGGGGGCGGCCAUCGAUAAUGCGGUGACGCCACGCAUUCACAGCUCGGAUGAGCUCAUCUCGACGAUUGUGGAUAAGUGCUUCCAUGCCAAUGCCAUGCAUUGUCUGCAGGAGAAGGUGCUGACCUAUCUGGACACGGUGGCCAACGUUGAGGAGGAGGUCAGUGGACGUGCCUUCGAUGCUGAUGUCAUCGACAAGGUUAUUCUGGAUCGUGUGGCACGCAUUCUGCGCAACAACGAGGUGCGCGUGCAACUGCCCGAGACCUUCUUUGCCAGCUCCGUGAUGACCUAUCGCGCUGAUCGUGGCUUUGACCUGGAGCUGCCCAAGGAGGAAGGACGUGCUGAGAAGAAGAACAAGGACAAACUGUUUCUGCCUCUCUUGCUGCUCAUGAAGUUCAAGCUGAAGGUGGUCAUGCCCAUAUUGCUCGCCUUGGUCAGUCUGAAGGCCACCAAGGCUCUGAUUCUGUCCAAGAUUGCCAUUAAGCUGGUGCUGGGCUUCCUCAUCUACAAUCUCAUUCAGAAAUUGGGUGGCAUGAAGAUGAACAUGGUCCCCAUGAUGCCCGCACCCAUGCCAGCUGCCGAAUAUGGUGUUCCCAGCACCACUGCCUCCUCUUACGAUCCCAGCAGCUGGGAGCCCAUGAGCGGUGGCCCAUAUGCGCGUUGGGACUCACAGAACCUCGCCUACAGCUCGUACCAUCCCAGCAGCUCCUCAUCGCACUCCUCGGGCUCCUCAUCGGGCAGCUCCAGCAGCUACAGCUCGUCUUCUUAAGCCAAGCGCCCCGCCGCUGUUCAUGUACAUACCAAGGACUAAGUACGCUCUGUACUUUUGACUAAGCAGACCAAAUGGAAACGGAUUAAGCCUAGGCCAUAUAUUUGUAUUUAGUUGUUAAGGUUAAGCGCACGAGUUUUAGCCAUUAUCUAUACUUUGCCGCUUCUCAAGCUCUCCCUCCCACACAACUUUGAAGUCUCUUUAGCUCUCUUUCACUCCCACUCUUUACGUUGCUCUC
Drosophila busckii is the source of this 1066-nucleotide messenger RNA. RefSeq lists its product as uncharacterized. The transcript has 2 exons. NCBI's taxonomy places the organism in Eukaryota, Metazoa, Arthropoda, Insecta, Diptera, Drosophilidae. The record is from RefSeq and is a predicted model, not a curated record. The coding region runs from base 1 to 828 and encodes 275 amino acids.